AUGAGCGGCUCGAAGCCCAGGGUGGCGGCGCCGGCGCCGGGAACCUCAGGGCCGCUGAGCCGGCUGCGCGGGCGGAGCGGCUCCGGGGACGCUGCUGUGGCGCCGCCGCCGCCGCGAACGGUCCUGCCCCGGACGGAGGCGGAGCUGCUGGCGCUGGAAGUGAUCCGGCCCGAUCAUGUACUGGGGCUGAGCCGCGUCACAGAGAACUAUUUGUGCAAACCUGAAGACAAUAUCUACAAUAUUGACUUCACCAAGUUCAAGAUCCGGGACCUAGAAACUGGGACAGUGCUGUUUGAAAUUGCCAAACCUUCUGCUUUAGAACAAGAUGAUGAUGAUGAUGAUGACAGCGGAGAAGUUGACUCCAGUGCAGGGCGGUUUGUUCGCUACCAGUUCACUCCUGCCUUUCUGCGCCUCCGGACAGUUGGUGCAACUGUUGAAUUCACAGUGGGAGGCAAGCCUGUAUCGAACUUCCGCAUGAUUGAGAGACAUUACUUCAGAGACUGCCUGCUCAAGAACUUUGACUUUGAUUUUGGCUUCUGCAUCCCAAACAGCAGGAACACUUGUGAACACAUCUAUGAGUUCCCUCAGCUUUCAGAGGACCUUAUCCGCCUAAUGGUUGAAAACCCCUAUGAGACCCGCUCAGACAGCUUCUACUUUGUGGACAACAAGCUCAUCAUGCACAAUAAGGCCGACUAUGCGUACAAUGGAGGGCAGUAGCUGUUACAACUGCAUCCUUCAGACUUUGUGCUACUACUAGCUAUUCUGGAUGCACAGAAGGAGAGCAGAAGAGCUUGGUGCCUGCUCCGUUGCCUCUUGUGAAACAUCCUGCAAGACAAGAUGUGAAAUGAAGGGUGACCUGAUACGACAGUAAAAGAGCUCUGCUUGCAACUCGGCCCUUCCCGGCAAUGUUACUUCCUUGGCCCCUUUGGUUUCCGGUGAUACUUUAGUCAGAUAACAGGUCAGACCAUGAAGUGUUAACUGAUGUAGCAGUUCUUGUCACUGGACAGACUUGGCCUGUAUGUCUUGUGUAUUCUCCCCCUUCCCCCAGAAGAGACCACUUUCUGUCCAGAGACCACUGGGCCAGAUUCUGCAGUCUGAGGCUGCUGCCUUUUGCAGGUACUGAGUGAAAGUUAAGUAUCAGUCUCCCUUUGAAGGGUCCUGGGAGCUGGUGAAUAACUUUGGGGAUGCCAGUGGUUCAGCCAAUAGAUUUGAUUUUGAUUGCCUCGCAGUUUUCUUGCUGCGCAGCAAUUCUCAAAGACAGCAUCAGGAUAGGAACUUAAAAUGAGUUACUGCACAUUUAAAAGGCGCAGGACUGUCUCUUCAGCAGUUUCUGGCCUUGCGUGUUCUUAGGGCACUCUUUGUGCACCUGCUUGCAAAGAGGAUACCCAGAGCCAGCACGUGGUUAUGAUAGCUGGAGGGCCAGAGUAACCUGUGGGGGAGCAGAUCCCAUUCCCUGCUCUGACUUGAAGCUCCCUGCGUGACCUUUGGUCGGUCUCUGUUUCAGCCUAACAUACCUCAGGAGGUUCUUAUGAAGAUAAAGGGAGUCGGGGUAGGGGAAAGGCCUUUUGUGUCCAGGAAAUGGAAGUAGGCAGAGCUAAGCAUUGCCACCUUGGCCACCUCCCCCAGCUUCUUAUCCCAUAGGACAGUUUUACCCUUUCCUUGAUAGGGUGCGCAAAGUGAGGUGGGGAAGGAAUGAGUGUUACCAGGAGCUGCCUGAUGGACAUGCCGCACGGUAGGUUAGGUCUUCCCAAGGCUUUCUCCUUUAUCUGCUGAAAACGCAACAGUUCCUGAAAAGGUAUUAUCAUAAUAAAUGGUAGUGUUAAUCAUCCUGUAUUUUCCUGGACCAGGGCUUCACCUCAUGCCAUUAUCAGACUCUAGAGGCUUUCCUAGUAUGGCGAGGUGCGGCCCUUGCACUUAGCUAUGAAGUGAAAGCAAAAAAUGAAGGGAUUCCCCCCCCCCCCAAAAAAAUUCUACCUGUGCUUUCCCUGUUUGGUAGGCUCAUUAUGUGGUUUAGGAAAUUGAUGACUGUCUUGAGGACACAGCUCACCCUGUACAUGUGGCUUAUAGGCUUUGAGCCAGUUGAUAAGUGCCUGGCCCUGGGGGAAAGGGGAGCGGGUCUCAGCCUUUGAGACAGGCAUCUACUUCUCCAUAUGUGAUUACCUUCCACUAUGUUUCUCGUCCCAGUCUUCUCUUCCCUACCUUAUCCCAUUCUUGCCUUGCUUCAAAGCAAAAGUGGUAUUUCCUGCACCAGAGGAAAAGUUGUGUUGGAGUACGCCAUUUUUAAAGGCCCACAGUCAGCUGCUGAUUAUCCUGUGUGGUGAUCUGUGUAAGACACAAUUUAAGUAAAAUCAGAUGACCUUAGAAGAAAGCU
Messenger RNA from Gekko japonicus, 2371 nucleotides. It is a transcript of the gene UNC119B, whose product is annotated as unc-119 lipid binding chaperone B. NCBI's taxonomy places the organism in Eukaryota, Metazoa, Chordata, Lepidosauria, Squamata, Gekkonidae. The transcript is spliced from 5 exons. Gene Ontology annotation, cellular component: cilium. The record is from RefSeq and is a predicted model, not a curated record. Gene Ontology annotation, molecular function: lipid binding. The coding region runs from base 1 to 717 and encodes 238 amino acids. Gene Ontology annotation, biological process: cilium assembly; lipoprotein transport; nervous system development.